Molecule: messenger RNA, 276 nt
Organism: Acaulospora morrowiae
Lineage: Eukaryota; Fungi; Glomeromycota; Glomeromycetes; Diversisporales; Acaulosporaceae
Source: the annotation of a GenBank genome assembly
AUGUCCUCAUCCACAGUUCAAGCUCCUAUAAAAGAUAGUGGUCCUGAAGUGCCAAGAUUCGUAGUCUUCAAAUUAUAUCUGCAUACCUUGUUAAUGGUAUUUCUUCCGCUCGGCACUUAUUUUUUUACUGCAAAGUAUUGUUUCGAAGGAGAAUUCAAGACAACUUAUGCAGCACUUUCAGCUGCUGGGAUCGCAAACGUUGUACUGCUUUCUUUUAUAAUUACCGCAUUCGUUGAAGAUAGCAGUGUUCAAACAAAGGACAAAAAGACGGAAUAA